ACCGUUGGAAAUGUGUGAUAUUAUGUCAUCUUUCGAAAGGGGUGGGAGAAGGUUCGAAGGAGAAACUUGCAAUUAAAUAUUAUAUUGAGUACUACAGACCAAGAGGGAACACAAGCACGAUGUUAAAAUUUACAGAAUUAAACGUCCCUUUGAUCUUUUGCGCUGUAGCGACGGCUUUGUUAACAAAUCGGCCCACCAUCGCUUCCGAUGAAGGAACUGUCAUUUACUUGAAAGGUGAAACCAUGAAGCGCUUCAAUUACAAUCCAUGGGCACAUUCUAGACGACAGAUGGCCGGUCCCAGUCCAAGGGUGGAAGCCAGCAAUUACAAAAUUCUCGACCCCGAAACGCCUCAACAAAUGGGACUUUUAAGCCAGAAGUACGAAAACAUAGAUCUACUCCCUCGCAUGCCCGGGAGGAGGUCGAUACGGCAAAUUUUGAGAAGCCACCAGAACACAAAACGUCCAAAAAUGGGGAACAGGAACGAUAGUCGAACCACCCUGGUCGAUGUCACACCUGAGUUUAUUGUUUACAAACGACUGUUUGGAAGAGGAACAAGCUCUAUACACCCAAAUAGAUCUUUUCCGAUUGAAUGAUUGUAUCGAUUGCAAUUAUAUAUGACUGUAUAGAACAAGAAAAAUCAGGUUUUACUGUGCAUGUUAUGUAACAAAUACACAAUACGAAAAAUAAAAGCAUUUAUUAUUU
Molecule: messenger RNA, 702 nt
Organism: Cimex lectularius (bed bug)
Lineage: Eukaryota; Metazoa; Arthropoda; Insecta; Hemiptera; Cimicidae
Exons: 2
Coding region: 120-593 (157 amino acids)
Source: RefSeq, a predicted model, not a curated record